AUGUCUCAAACACCGCCCUAUACCCCGGUAUGUGAGGUAUCGUCGGCUACCUUUGAGGACACAAAAUCGUCAUCCAGCACUACCAUGUCAUGUCUUGGAACGGAUUCAAUCACAGUUGAUACCACGAACGCCAGUACGACGGGAACAACGGAGCCGUAUUACAAUUCGCCAACUUCACCUUCAUCUCAGAAAUUUGAUAGCUCACAUGUUCUUUCAAAUAUUCUGGAUACCAGGCCCCAGAUCCCAAAGCACUGUAUUGGGGUACCGAAAACGCCAUCGGGUACGAAACUCCUCACCCCGUAUAAAUUAAAAUCCAAAUCGCUAGAAAACUUUGUCCUUUCCUCGGCGGUCUUCGAAAUCAAGCUUGAUAGACUUCUUGGUAAGGGAUCCAACUCAUAUGUGCAUUUGGCCACUCUUUCAACAAGAGAAGCUAAGAACAUGGCUAUGCAAUUUGCUAUCAAGAUCCCAACCGCAAAAAAUAAAGUCAAGCUCAUAGAGAAGGAGACAGAGUUCUUGCUUCUCCUAAAAAACUAUAGAGACAACAUGUGGUAUAGGAAAUAUGGUGAUAAGCCAUUUCCAUUCGUCGACGCAUAUGGUUUGUAUUAUCUGGACAAAACACAGUUCCCUAUGAUCAAGAAAACAGAUUUGUUACCUUGCCUCCUAUUGAAGAACUCCGAUACGGACCUAUUCAAAUUCAUUAACGAAAGGCGCGAGAUAACCGAUGCUUCUGAACCGGCGAUCGGCCUAACAAAUUGGUUUUGUUUGUUCACCUUCUUACUGAACGUGCUCCAAGUCCUGCGAGACCUUGAGGCCGUUCAUUGUGAUAUUAAGACUGAUAAUAUUUUGGUGGAGAAUGCCUCUACUUCUGAACCAGUUUUCAAGCUCAUUGAUUUUACAUCGUCAGCCAAAAUCACAGAAAUACACGAGCAACCGGAAAUGACUCUGCAGUUUACUCCACCGGAACUGCUCAAGGAUCAGAACAAACUUCCAAGUUUCAGCACAGAUCUUUAUAGUGCAGGCUUGGUCUUAUUGCAUGCCGCUACGGGUAGCGCUCCAUACCACGGUUAUGACUACGAUCCCUACUAUCUCAUCACGUUAGUCAAGGAAGGAAAAGUACUCGAAUUAUUGACUAGAGAGGAAUCGAACAGGAUGACGGGGAAUCCUCAAGUGCACAAGAUUCUGAGGCUUAUUCUGGUGAAAAGGUGCACUCUAGAGGAGCUUCUUUCACUAAAUACAUGA
Messenger RNA from Ogataea angusta, 1239 nucleotides. RefSeq lists its product as uncharacterized. Gene Ontology annotation, cellular component: nucleus. Gene Ontology annotation, biological process: mitotic DNA damage checkpoint signaling; protein phosphorylation. NCBI's taxonomy places the organism in Eukaryota, Fungi, Ascomycota, Pichiomycetes, Pichiales, Pichiaceae. The transcript has a single exon. Gene Ontology annotation, molecular function: ATP binding; protein serine/threonine kinase activity. Bases 1 to 1239 code for a protein of 412 amino acids. The record is from RefSeq and is a predicted model, not a curated record.